Messenger RNA from Caenorhabditis bovis, 330 nucleotides. NCBI's taxonomy places the organism in Eukaryota, Metazoa, Nematoda, Chromadorea, Rhabditida, Rhabditidae. The record is from the annotation of a GenBank genome assembly.
AUGUUCGGAUUGGCCCAACAGAAUCCAAAUGGAUUGUGCUCGCAGUUGUGUGCUUUUCUCCGCCAUAGAAACGUCGAGCUGAUGUCGUCGAAACAAGAUACUUCAGCUCCGCAGGGUUACAAUAUGGGGCAUCGUCAUUCGUUGACCAUCGAAACGAAUCCGCUUCACCUUCUACCAUCAAACAUGCGUCGCUUCUCGCAGGCCGACACUGCUCGUCAUCCAGCAGCACCAUUGUUGUCGAAAUUGGCUGCUCGACAGCAAAUUCCGGAAGCGGUUGCUGAGAAGAAGGACGACGAUGAACAGCAACAACCGAAGCCAGAGGAGAAAUGA